Molecule: messenger RNA, 1161 nt
Organism: Drosophila busckii
Lineage: Eukaryota; Metazoa; Arthropoda; Insecta; Diptera; Drosophilidae
Gene: Mdh1
Product: malate dehydrogenase, cytoplasmic
Exons: 2
Coding region: 17-1018 (333 amino acids)
Biological process (GO): malate metabolic process; tricarboxylic acid cycle; oxaloacetate metabolic process
Cellular component (GO): mitochondrion; cytosol
Molecular function (GO): L-malate dehydrogenase (NAD+) activity
Source: RefSeq, a predicted model, not a curated record
UUCGAAAGCGGUAAAAAUGGCUGAACCUAUUCGUGUUGUUGUGACGGGAGCUGCUGGUCAGAUAGCUUACUCCUUGCUCUACAUGAUCGCGAGGGGAGAAGUUUUUGGAAAGGAUCAGCCACUCAUACUGCACUUGUUGGACAUACCACCAAUGGUUGGAGUACUGGAAGGUGUUGUUAUGGAACUUGCUGAUUGUGCAUUGCCACUGCUCCGUGAAGUGGUGCCCACAACUGAUCCACUUGUUGGAUUUAAGGAUGUUUCUGCAGCAUUCCUGGUGGGUGCCAUGCCACGCAAGGAGGGCAUGGAGCGCAAGGAUUUGCUCUCCGCUAACGUGAAAAUCUUCAAAGUCCAAGGUGAAGCCUUGGACAAGGUUGCCAAGAAGGAUGUUAAGGUGCUGGUUGUGGGCAACCCAGCCAACACCAAUGCGUUGGUUUGCUCAAACUACGCACCCUCCAUUCCCAAAGAAAACUUCUCGGCGAUGACACGUCUUGAUCAAAACCGUGCUGCUUCGCAGUUGGCUAACAAAAUGGGUGUGCCCAUUACUAGCGUUAGCAACGUAAUCAUCUGGGGCAAUCACUCUUCGACACAAUAUCCGGAUGCCAGCCAAGGAACAAUUCUCAUUAAUGGCGAGUGGAAACCCAUUGCGCAAGCUGUUAAUGACAACGCUUACCUACAAGGCUCAUUCAUUGAGACUGUGCAAAAGCGUGGUGCUGCUGUAAUUGGCGCCCGCAAAAUGUCGUCAGCCAUGUCGGCUGCCAAGGCCGCCUGCGACCAUAUGCACGAUUGGUGGAACGGCACUGCACCUGGCAAGUUUGUCUCCAUGGGUGUCUUCUCCGAUGGCAGCUAUGGCUCUCCCAAGGGUGUGGUCUUCUCGUUCCCCGUUGAAAUCAAGAACAAACAAUGGAAGAUUGUUGACAAUCUACCCAUUACUGACUUUGCCAAGGGCAAACUAAACGUCACGGGCACAGAGCUGCAGGAGGAGAAGGACGAAGCGAUGUCUGUGUUGGAUUCCAAUUGACUAGCCGGCGUAGGGGACUCAAAGUUGUAGAGAGCAUAGCACAAGUUGCAACUUUAGAGGUAGAAGCAAACUUAUGGUUUUCUGUUAUAUUUGCAUUUAGAAAUUUAACAUAUACACAUUGCAAUAAAUACACUUUUUUGUAA